Messenger RNA from Ylistrum balloti, 4241 nucleotides. RefSeq names its product polyadenylate-binding protein-interacting protein 1-like. NCBI's taxonomy places the organism in Eukaryota, Metazoa, Mollusca, Bivalvia, Pectinida, Pectinidae. Gene Ontology annotation, biological process: regulation of translational initiation. Gene Ontology annotation, molecular function: RNA binding; protein binding; translation activator activity. Bases 136 to 1686 code for a protein of 516 amino acids. The record is from RefSeq and is a predicted model, not a curated record. The transcript is spliced from 11 exons.
AAAGACGCAUUUGGGAGAAUCUUUCGUAUGCUAUUUUCGUGUCAAAGUAGAAUAAUAGGUUGUGCGAUGAAAGUUGAGUUUGUUUGGAGGGGUCGUUAUUAGUAUUUGAGUGUAACAACUUUUGAAAUCAACAGCAUGUCAGAACAUGGAGGUAACAAUCCGCCAUCUGGCAAUUCUCAAAAUGUGACUCUCUCACAAGAUGGCAGACCGGGCCUCAGAAGACCGAUGCCAGAUACACAACAGAGGUUGCUGAAUGGAAAUCCUGGAAGUGGUAACCAACAAGUGAUCAGCUCUAAGAAGCCAGCCGUACAGCUGUCGGUGAAUGCUCCAGAGUUUGUACCUAAACUCAGCAUGCCACCACCACCUCUAACAGUACCACAAGCACAGGCGGGUCAAGGGGAUGGUUUAAACAAGCCUAAUCUGUCCGUCACAGCAGCAGAAUUUGUUCCCAGAGGUCAACCAGCUUACACGCAUGUGCAGAAUAACCUGUUUGAGGAUUUUCAAAGACUGGUGAGCAUCACCCCAUCACACGUUAGUGCACCAGUAUCAAAACCUACAUCUGAUAAAGUCAUCAAUGACUUCAAAUCCAUGCUGUUCAACAUGACCAUUCAACCUGGAAAUAUAGAGGAAUACCUCAGCUCCAUAGUCAAUAUCAUGAAGAAUGUCACAGAUGAGACUGUUGUACGGGAAGUCAUUGAAAUUCUUUUUGAGCAGUGCGUAACAGAACCAAAUUUUCGUUACACUGGAGCAAGAGUCUGCAAGCACAUGACUAAAGAGCUUAAACAUGUUAGGGCAUUUGUUAAUUUUAGAGGCCAAUUUCUCACUAGAUGUAAAGAAGAUUAUCUAAAGAAGGAUGAUUGGGCAUUGAGUGCUGACACCAUCCCAAGGCUAUGUGGAUUCACUAUGUUUAUUGGAGAACUGUUUCUAAAUCUAGAGGCUGAAAAUCCUGAUGGAACCACACAGAAGAUUGGUAUAUUAAGAUUUGUACUGCGUGAUCUUCUGUUAGCCCUCUUAUCAAAUCCAAAUGAUACAACCGUUAAGUCUGUAACACAACUCUUAAAGCUAACUGGUUCAACAAUAGAAGAUACUGCUCAUUUAAAUGACAAACCAGAGGAACGAGAUUAUAGUAAAGUGUUUCAGCAAUUACAACAAGUACACAUGUCCCCCGAUCUAAACCAGACUUCACAUCUGUUGAUUGAAUCAGUUUUAAAUCUGAAAGAAAAUAAUUGGGGGAGAGAGUCCACUUCGUCCACUUCCUCUCAGCCAGACAAUCAUUCUCAGUCAUACUCCCAGGACUUCUCCACAAAUGAACCAGUAUUCUAUAACCAGCAAGGACAGACAAUAUCACGUGAAGAGGCAGGUUACUAUGAUGAGUACACAGACUAUAUGCUGGAACAGGAGGCAGAAGCCUAUGCUUACAUGCAGGGAGGUGACAGUGGCUAUCAGAGCAAUUAUGGCAACAACAUAAGCAGUUAUAACCCCUCUCAAACUCACAACCACAAUGGAAACAGCUAUCAUCAACAAAACCCUUCAGACUACCAAACAUGGUCUUCAAACCCUGAUGAUGUAUCCUAUGAUGAUUAUAAUUAUUCAAACAUGGUGAAUUAUGAUGAGAAUUACAUGGAUGAUGAGAUGGAGGCAGCUUAUGAAGAGUUCUUGAGUUCCCAGAAUCAAGGCCACCGAUGACAACCCAUGGAUACUUGUAUUUAUACUGGAGGUGAUCAAGUGGCACUGUGUGAUAGUCAGACACUAUUCUAGUGAAGAGCAGCUGUGUUUUUUUUAUUUUUUUUUUUUUUUGAAAUCCAAGUAUCAGUCACUUCAGGACGUGAUGCAUUGGAUUGGGUCCUUUUGUUGUGAAAUGAGUCCAAACUCAAUUUCUAAGAAACGGGUAGAUUUUAACAGAAAAAAACCCAACAGUUACACUUGGAAAAAGUUCAAAUAGACUUGUGUUUAUGGCUUUAAUAGCACAAGCAAAUUAUUAUAAUAUCAAAAGAAAUGCCAUAAAGUAUUGUGUAUCAGUUUAUAAAACGACAGCAACUUCCUCAUUAUAAAGCCAUAUUUAGUAUUGCGCAGCCUCAUGUCAAGAUCCAGCAAAUACUGAUAAGUUCAUAUAAACGAAUUCAUGGAAUUAGAGCUGUAUGUUCUUUCAAUGGUCAGUAAUGAUGUGAACCAAUGUGCCAACCUGUUCGGUAGUUGAUGGAAAAGUUUGUACAUUUUUAUAAAAAAUUUAUCAAGAAUUGAUACACUAACACAGAUGUGUUGAUUUGUUUCAGUUAAUCUUGUUAACUGAAGCAGUUCAGAUGUAUCAUCUAUGACUUUUUGCUUUGAUUGUGUCAGACUGUCACACACAUAGCAUAUUUGUGAAUAUUAACACAACUGGUGGACUGAACAAAGGAAUAUUCAUAUAUUUGUCACAUGAAUCUAAUGAAUAUUGAUACUUUGUGAAUAUUAUUCAUCAAUUUGUUUGAAGAAUAACCAAUCUUUUGUCUGAAAAAUUGGAUACAGAAUGAUGAAAUGGAUGUUUUACAUGUUAUACAUGUACAUGUAUCUGUAAAAAAAAAAAAAAAGUGAAAAUGUUGAGGAGAAAAAAAAGCUACUUCCAUUUGAUGCCAUUAUCACUUAACAAGUACGUAAAACUAUUUUUGUAUAAUUUGUGUUUCUAUCAUGUGACAAGAUUUGUUACAUGGAAACUUCAUAGGAAUCUUUAAAUUAUGCUGUAAUAGAAUGUUGUUGGAUUAUGAUCAUUAUACUGACUGCUCUACUGAACCAGUUCUUUGUAAUGACAUGGUAACAGUCCAAAGUAAUGUGUGAAACAGAAGUUUACAUACAUGUAGUAUACUAAUAAGUAAAAGUGAACUGUGUUGUAUAGAUAUACAGGACUAUUUACUGUCAGAAUGAACGACAUUGUAUUGCAGAUUCGCUUGCUUCAUUGUAAUUACCUGGUUCAAAAAAUAUGAAAGGAAUGAUAAGGUGCCUUCAAUUGACUAGAAAUGGUACUAGGGGUUCAUUUUUAACUGACAAUUGAUAAUCCUUUGUCCUGUGACAUGUUCUUGACCAAUUAGAAGGCGGAAUGGCAGUUUCUGCCUUGCAAAAAACAAAAACAAAUUGCAUAGAAAAAUAGUAAAAUUUUGAUACUUUAGAUAUAUAUUUUUAAAAAAUUCAAUAAUGUUCAUUUAUUUUGUUGUAAUAUCUUACUAAAACUGGCACUGAUAGAUCCAAAAGAAUAGUUUUGUUUCCAGAUUGACACAGUGAUAUGGAAAUUAUCUUAAAAAUAAUAUUCCCAAAAUGAACUAAAUAGACCUUUAUCAAGUAGACAACUUUUAUAAGGUCAUGUGUUGUGUAAUGGUAUACUGACAAUGAGUUGUACUGUAAAUUAAAACUAUACUUAUUAUAAUAGCACACAGUUCUGUAGAGUUGAACUUCAGAGUUCACUGUAUUGAAUUGUGAUUGUGUAAUGUACAGCAACAUAAUACUGUAGUGUACUGCAACAUUACUCUGCCAGGUACAGCAACAUUAAACUUCAUUGUACUACUGAAGGAUUUAUAAUGAAUUUUCAGAGUACAGGAUGAACUGCAACAUUAUAAUUCAGUGUACAGUAGCAGUAUACUUGUACUACUGUAUUAUACUGCAGUGUACAGCAAUAUUAAAUUUCAGUGUGUAGCAUUAUUAUUCACAAGUACUGCAGUGUACGUCCUUAUACUAUGGUGUACUGUAAUGAUGAAUCAAAGUAUACCAGUUUACUUAACUGUGCAGAUGUACUGUAUCACAGAAUUUUAUUGUGCAAUCUAUUACAAUGUCCAUUUUUGUUUUCACCAAUCCAUAAAAUUAUCAACAUUGCAUGAAAAGUCCCCAAAUCCCCAAAAAAUUGUGAUUAUGAAAUCACUGUAAUGUACAUGAAGUGGUAACAUUGUGAAUACACUAUACAGUGUUGAGGAAGGUAAAAAUUAUUUUUCUUGCAUUUGACAAAAACUUAUUUAUAGAUAGAUAACAUAUAGUAGUGCUAAAAAUGUUAAACACAUAUGCAAAUUGCAAUAUUUAUGUUUGUAAAAUAUUUACAACUUUUUAUUUUAGUUCAAAAACAAAAGUAAAGCUUCCAAUAAGUUUAUAUUCAUAAUUUAUUGUGUCCUAUUUUAGUCUGUUGUAAAAACACUUCGUUUUCAGCAAUUUUGUCCAAGUGCUAGCAAAGUGCAUUUAAAUGGAAGAUGAUCGGAAUAUGACAAUAAAAUUUCCUACUGAAUGAU